Messenger RNA from Prunus armeniaca (apricot), 390 nucleotides. NCBI's taxonomy places the organism in Eukaryota, Viridiplantae, Streptophyta, Magnoliopsida, Rosales, Rosaceae. The record is from the annotation of a GenBank genome assembly.
AUGGCGCCUAAUAAUAUUCCUAUGGGUUUCAAGUUUCAUCCAAGUGAUGAAGAAUUGUUUGGAUAUUAUCUUCUUAACAAGGUUCGUGGCUCAUCAUUUAAGUAUGAAAAUGUUAUUUCGGAAUUUGAUCUUUACGGUCAAAUAGAGUCGUGGGAUAUAUGGAACCAAUUUGGCGGAAACAAAUUAGAAGAUGGUGAAGACCUUUAUUUCUUCACCAAAUUGAAGAGCUCGAGUGCCAAGAAUACUCACAUGGCUCGCACCAUAGGAUUUGGGUCAUGGAAAGCUGAGAACUCAGGAAAAAAGGUCCCUGAUCCAAAGGAUAAGAAGAACGAUUUAGGUAUGUGGAAAAGGUUACAUUAUGAAAACCCUAAAUCGGAUCAAAACAGUUGA